Molecule: messenger RNA, 678 nt
Organism: Hibiscus syriacus
Lineage: Eukaryota; Viridiplantae; Streptophyta; Magnoliopsida; Malvales; Malvaceae
Product: L-tryptophan--pyruvate aminotransferase 1-like
Exons: 4
Coding region: 1-678 (225 amino acids)
Biological process (GO): amino acid metabolic process
Molecular function (GO): carbon-sulfur lyase activity; transaminase activity
Source: RefSeq, a predicted model, not a curated record
AUGGGUGAUAGGUCUAAAAUGUUGAUUUCAGGAGAUGAAUUGAUGAGCUACUUCAACAAUUCAGUAAAUUUGUGUUUGUUUUCGAUGCCAGAGCUCGACCGUGCCAUUCGGAGGUUGCACCAUGUCGUCGGGAAUGCCGAAGUCGAUGAUGAUCGAUUCAUCAUCGUCGAAAAUGGCUCAACACAUAUAUUCCAUGCUGUGCUCUACGCCCUCUCGUCCCCUGAUCGGCCCAAACCAAUUAGCGUGUCGUAUCCAAUGGAGACAGAGUUCCUCCGAUCAAGGCUAUAUAAAUGGUCGGGAGACGCGAAUCGCUUUGAUGAAGACGAAGCUUACAUCGAGGUGGUGACUUCGCCGAACAACCCCGACGGCUCAAUUCGAGGAACCAUGGUGAACCGUGAAGGUGACACCGGCCAUGCCGGUUCUCGGAUUGUUUGGGCUAUCGUUAAGGAUAAAGCAAUCGCCUCCAAGAUGGUGACAUUCAUAGAGGUGAGCAGCAUUGGUGUAUCUAAAGAAUCCCAGCUUCGUGCCGCCACUAUUCUCGGAGUCAUCGCUGAUGACUGCCAGAACCUUGAGCUUGAAGAAGUAAACUUCUUUGAACACGGGAGGCGCCUCAUGUCCGACAGAUGGGAAAGGCUCCGAGAAGUGGUGAUAAAAAGCAACGGAGCUAAAGUCAUGUGA